Messenger RNA from Leptosia nina, 711 nucleotides. Lineage: Eukaryota; Metazoa; Arthropoda; Insecta; Lepidoptera; Pieridae. The record is from the annotation of a GenBank genome assembly.
AUGGAUACACUGAUUGUAAAUAAGAAAAAUAACAUUAAGGUUAUUAAAUUCAAUAAGCCUAAAAAGAAGAACGCUAUUGAUUACGAAAUGUAUAUUAAAGCUGUAAAGGAAUUGGAGAGUGCUGCUACGGAUAAAGAAAUUUCUAUGGUCGUCUUAACGGGCUCUGGAGAUUUUUACAGUAGCGGCAAUGAGCUCGGCGGGAAUAAUUUGGAAGUGGAUAGAGAACUAGUCCUGAAUGCUGUAAGAGACUUCAUUAAAGCUAUAAUAGUAUUCCCAAAAAUAUUAAUUGCUAUUGUAAAUGGACCGGCUGUUGGAAUAGCAACAACGACUUUGCCAUUGUGUGAUUUUGUUUAUGCAUCAGAAAAAGCUUAUUUUUACACACCAUUUACCAAAUUGGGACUGGUGGCUGAAGCAUGUUCAUCAGUGACAUUCCCUCGAGUUAUGGGUGAUAGAUUGGCGAGACAGAUGUUGAUUUUGAAUCACAAAAUGGGGGCCCAAGAAGCUCUGAAGUGUGGGCUUGUCAGUAAUGUCUACAAACAUGAAGAACUUGAAAGUAAAGCUUGGGAAAAUAUUAACAACUUAUUGUCUUUACCCGAAGACUCGUUAUUGAUUACGAAGAAAUUAAUACGGCGGCCGUUUUUAGAAAGUCUUAUAGAAACAAAUGAAAUUGAGAUGACAGAAGUAAAACGCUUAGCGCAAAGCAAAUUAUAA